AUGAUGAUCAAAGUCUCUGAAAAAUGGCAGAUAGGAAACUGAAGGCAGCAAAAGGAGCAUUUGAUGCGAGCAUCGAUUGUGGAAUAACUUUCUUUGAUACUGCUGAAGUAUACGGAGCUGGGAUAUCAGGAGCCAUAAAUUCAGAAAGUUUACUCGGAAGAUUCAUCGAGGAAAGGCAACAAAAGGAACAAGUCGAAGUGGCCAUCGCAACAAAGUUUGCAGCUCUUCCAUGGAGAUUUGGCCGUGGAAGUGUCAUCUGUGCACUGAAGGCCUUAUUGGAUCGCCUUGGCGUCUCUUCGGUUGAGCUCUACCAACUUCAUUGGCCAGGGAUAUGGGGCAAUGAAGGUUACCUGGAUGGCCUUGGAGAUGCUGUUGAGCAAGGUCUUGUGAAAGCUGUUAGAGUCUCGAACUACAGCGGUUGUUGUCUGACUUUGGUAUUCUUAUGAUAUCAUUUGUUAGGCUAGGUACUUCUUUUUCUGUAAAACUAACUCAGAUCACGUUUUCCAUGACUGUGUACAAAAAAAUGCCUCCGAGAUGCUCAUGCGCAGCUUAAGAAGAGGGGGAUUCCACUCGCUUCAAAUCAAGUAAAUUACAGUCUGAUAUACAGGAACCCGUAGGAAAAUGGGGUGAAGGCAGCUUGCGAUGAGCUCGGAAUUACUUUGAUUGCAUAUUCCCCAAUCGC
Molecule: messenger RNA, 682 nt
Organism: Panicum virgatum (switchgrass)
Lineage: Eukaryota; Viridiplantae; Streptophyta; Magnoliopsida; Poales; Poaceae
Exons: 5
Coding region: 24-446 (140 amino acids)
Cellular component (GO): cytoplasm
Source: RefSeq, a predicted model, not a curated record